This is a messenger RNA of Jaculus jaculus (lesser Egyptian jerboa), 766 nucleotides long. RefSeq names its product respirasome Complex Assembly Factor 1. Gene Ontology annotation, biological process: mitochondrial respirasome assembly. The record is from RefSeq and is a predicted model, not a curated record. Bases 217 to 606 code for a protein of 129 amino acids. The transcript has 4 exons. Lineage: Eukaryota; Metazoa; Chordata; Mammalia; Rodentia; Dipodidae.
CGCUGUGUGGAGUUGAGCAGAGCCGGGCGGCCGGGCGACGCCGGGGCAGUCGGCGUGCGUGCAGCGCCGUGCCUGCGGGAGGACCCGCGCUCUGGAUACUUGUUCUCCGCUGGUGUCGCCCCGCGCGCCCGGACCGUUGACUCGCGACCCCAGACCCCGACUCCCUCCGGCUCGGCCCGCGCGCCUCAGGCCCGGCUCGGGCGGCGCGACGGGAGGAUGAGCGGCGGGCGGCGGAAGGAGGAGCCGUCGCAGCCGCAGCUGGCCAACGGGGCCCUCAGAGUGUCGGUGUGGAGCAAGGUGCUACGGAGCGACGCGGCCUGGGAGGACAAGGAUGAAUUUUUAGAUGUGAUCUACUGGUUCCGACAGAUCAUUGCUGUGGUCCUGGGUGUCAUUUGGGGAGUUUUGCCCUUGAAAGGGUUUUUGGGAAUAGCUGGAUUCUGCCUGAUCAAUGCAGGAGUCCUGUACCUCUACUUCAGCAACUACCUACAGAUCGAUGAGGAAGAAUAUGGUGGCACAUGGGAGCUCACAAAAGAAGGAUUUAUGACAUCUUUUGCCUUGUUCAUGGUCAUUUGGAUCAUCUUUUACACUGCCAUCCACUAUGACUGAUGCUGCACAGUCCAAAGGAACCUUGUAAUUACAGCACAGAAACAUGCUUGGGGCACCCCUGCCAUGUGGAACCUAGAAGACCCUCGUUUCCUGGACCGAGAAUCAGUGUGUUGGACAUCAGUGUUUUCUGCAAGGGUUGUGAUCCAAAACUUUUCAAAGA